Molecule: messenger RNA, 1034 nt
Organism: Cyprinodon tularosa
Lineage: Eukaryota; Metazoa; Chordata; Actinopteri; Cyprinodontiformes; Cyprinodontidae
Exons: 7
Coding region: 144-884 (246 amino acids)
Biological process (GO): immune response; cellular response to lipopolysaccharide; negative regulation of T cell proliferation
Cellular component (GO): external side of plasma membrane
Source: RefSeq, a predicted model, not a curated record
UCGUAGUUACUCCUGUUGCUGUUCAGGGACGCCGACGCAAAGGUGGAAUCCACACUUGUCGUGUUUGACGAAGAUAGAAGCAGUAUUUCUGUAAUAUUUUGUGUAGUUCACCAGCAUUUUGGACAACUUGUGAAGUGGAGAAAAUGAUCCUGUUGCUCCUCAUCAUCAACAUCAGCUCAUGUCUCUGUGCACCAACAUUUGUAGUGAAUGUGGCACAGAGCUCCUAUCAGGUGGAGCAGAACCACAACAUCACUCUGGAGUGGACCUUCACCACCAGACCUCAGGGAUCCUGGACAAAACUGGAUGUUAUCUGCAGUAGACUGGCUCCUCUCAGAGCCUCAGUCCUCUAUCAGGUUCAUGAUGGUGUUGAGGUAUCAGAGUCUCUGGAUGAACAGUUUUCAGGGCGAGUCCAGAUGGACAAAGACGUCCUCAGAGAAGGACGGAUCAGAUUCCAUAUUUCCAGAUUGACGACAGGAGACUCUGGGCUCUAUGUGUGUAACAUUAGGACUGACUAUGGGGAGGGCUUUGCAGAGUGCUGCGUCACAGUCACUGUCCCAGACUUUGUUAAAAUAAAGAAAACAGAGACGGUUCAUGAGAGAAACUUCCCUAUUCCAACACUGAAGGAUGAGACCAUUGAUGCUGGUCGUUGGUCCAGGCUGAUACCCCAUUUUCACUUGGUUUUCUUCAUCAUUUUCAUCAUCAUCUUCAUUAUUUGUCUGAUUGUUUACAUCCGCAUAAGAAAAAAACAACUAAAAGAAGGUUUCAGAAAAAUCCCGAGUCAGGCCUCAGCCUUGAAGAUCGUCUGCCUUGCUCAUGGGCAGACCUGCAUUGAUGUAGAUGGGAGCGACACAAAGUCGUCUCUCCUGCAGCGUCCUAAGGAUUAAGAUCCCACCCUGCAGCAGAAUCCUGGAGAUCAGUCCUCGUAUCAGUCAGAGGUCUAUCGAUGAAACCAGGUUCUCCAUGUUUGCUGUCAGGUUCUGCAGGAAUCCUCCAAACCUUCAGAUGAUCAAACGUUCUGGGUUUAUCUCGAGGAA